Molecule: messenger RNA, 693 nt
Organism: Aspergillus versicolor CBS 583.65
Lineage: Eukaryota; Fungi; Ascomycota; Eurotiomycetes; Eurotiales; Aspergillaceae
Exons: 2
Coding region: 1-693 (230 amino acids)
Source: RefSeq, a predicted model, not a curated record
AUGUCUCAACCAGUCGCUCUCGUCCUCGGCGCCGGUCCCAGAGUCGGUGCAUCUGUUGCUGCCACAUUCGCAACCAAGGGAUAUCACGUCGCCAUCGCAUCCAGAAGCGGCACAGGCAAUAAGACGCCGGAAGGCUAUCUCUCGGUCAAGGCCGAUUUCGCCAGCCCCUCCUCCAUCCCUGGGGUGUUUAGCGCAGUCAAAGCCGCAUUCCACGCCGCACCAAGCGUCGUCGUCUACAACGCAGCAAGCCUGACUCCCCCGCCAGAUGCAAGCUCAGUCCUGUCCAUCCCAGUAGAGAGCGUCACGACCGAUCUCAACAUCAACACCGUAACCCCCUACGUCGCAGCCCAAGAGGCCGUCAAGGCAUGGGAGACCUUACCCGCCGAGGCAAAGAAAUCCUUCAUCUACACGGGCAAUCUGCUGAACGUGCAGAUCCCGCCUGUUCCGGUUUUCCUCAAUCUCGGCGUUGGCAAGUCCGCUUCUGCGUACUGGAUUGGGGCUGCAGAUGCUUUGUAUAAGGAGCGUGGUUAUCGCUUCUUCUACGCUGAUGAGCGUUCUGAGGAUGGAAGCUCGAGGGGCCAGGGCAUUGAUGGGCCUGCGCACGCGGAGUUCUUUGCCCAGCUGGCUGACCACAAGGAUGUUCCAUGGCAUGCGACGUUUGUCAAGGGGAAGGGAUAUGUUACGUUUGAGUAA